Scylla paramamosain (green mud crab) is the source of this 10978-nucleotide messenger RNA. RefSeq lists its product as uncharacterized. The transcript has 5 exons. NCBI's taxonomy places the organism in Eukaryota, Metazoa, Arthropoda, Malacostraca, Decapoda, Portunidae. The record is from RefSeq and is a predicted model, not a curated record. Bases 332 to 2038 code for a protein of 568 amino acids.
UGGGUAAUAGGAAGGAGACUGUGAAUGUGGGCCUGGCGAGGUGUUGAAUAUAGUGAUUGAGAGAGGAAACAUCGUAGUGGCGUGUCUAUGGGAGUGCUGCAUGAUGAGGUGGUCAUGUAAAGGGUGAUUAGAGGAUAGAGGAGGCAGUGUGUUAGUGUGACUCACGCCCAGACAAGGGUGACUCAGUGAUUUGCUGAUAGUGUGAUUAGUAUGGAUAAUCACCAGGCAUUUCCUAAUGAACAUAGUGUUAUAUGGCCACUCUGUGGUGUCUUGGAUCUUUAGUUAGUGUGAUGUAGAGGAGGUGUAGUGCUGCUGGAGAGAGGCAGCAAGGAUGGUAUUGGAGGUGUACAUGUGGGUAGGGUUGGCAGCCCUGUUCCUGCCACUCCUGACCCCUAGUGUAGCAGGAGAGUGCAUCAGAUUGGAGCAAGAUACCAUUCUUCUCAAUGAUCUCAAGGACAUGAAGGACAGGCUUUGCUACAGGUGUUAUGAAGUGUCAGCACCCAAGCAACUUCAAGUACAGCUGCAUCGAAUGCGGCUCAAGGGGCUGUCCUCCAUCAUGAUCUACAUAGAUGGCAGUGCCAACCAUGUUCUUGUGGACUGUGGAGACUGCCAGGGGGAGAGUGCCUGCCAGGAGUGCGAGGAAGUGGCACGCGGCACAAUGUUUGAGCUGUACCUCCGCCAAGACACAAACCUGGAACUAGAGGAAAGCCAGAAUGCUUGUGAAUACAUUGCCUCAUUCAACAUCACCUUAGAUGUGAUAAGUGAUGGGCCAGAGGUGAAACCUCCGCUGAGCUGUGACAAGGGUUUCCUGGCAACCUUCCCUCAAGCGGGGGACUCGUGCCUCAUCAACACCACAGCGGUGGGCACAGAGAUGCGCUGCCUGGUGCCCACCUGUGCUGAGGGCAUCCUCUCCUCAGACGCCUUGGUGGAGAGGAUUGAGCACAAGUUUAAGGCGUCAUCUUCACCUGAGACAUGUGUGUGGCGCCUCAACACUGAGCAGCACAAGCAACUCACCCUCUCCCUCUCAAAAGACAUCCGGCCACACCUCAUGGUGUUCGAGGAGUCCCUUACUAACCCACGCUGGGAUGUGCAGUGGUGUUCAGGACACAGUGAUAACUACAAGCUGGACACCGUGUCUGACACAGUGUUUGUGGUGUACCACAACACUGAUGGGCCCACCAAGAAGGGCUCCCUCGCCAUCACCCUGCAGGCAGCCUGCCUCAUUCCCCCCUCUCUGGAAAAUGGGGAUGUGGCAUUCGAGCGGCUGGAGUCAGGCAUGGUGGCACUGUACUCCUGCAACCAUGGCUACACCAUUAUUGGGCCAUCCAAGCUGAGGUGCAAGGACGGGGUCUGGAGUGACCCUCCUGUGUGUCUCCAUGACAAGGAUAAACUGAUGUCUGAUGCCCCAAUGGAUUCAGUAGAGAGUGUGGACAGUGCCAAUGUCACUGAUUUAGCCCCAGAGAAUGACACUAACUUGACAACAAAUGACAACACUGAGCAGGAGAUGAAGCUGGACACUGUGGUGAAGGACGAGGGAGAUGUGAUGAUGGAUUUCAACGACGAAGGGGAGACUGAGGUGGAGAAGGAUGGUGAGGAGUACACUACUUCAGAACCUGACGUAGAAGACGAGGAGGUGGAGAUGAAGGCGUACCCAACAUUUGGCUUUGAUCUAGACGAUGAGUACCCUUCAAAUGACACCUUGGACACAACACAGCAGCCCUCCUUCAACACCACAGAGGAGCCUGGGGGAAUCUUCACUGGUCUUCUCAAUCUUAACCUAGAGGAGGACAUGUACACCAUUAUCAUUGCUGGUGCAGGACUUGCUGGGCUGCUGCUACUCAUCAUUAUCAUCACUGUUGUUGUCUAUCGCAAGAGGUACCCAAUGAGUGGUCUUGGCCGCCGGUUUGACACCUUCCAGAACCCGAUUUACGAGAAGGCCGUGGUGCGGGUGCCUCUGCAAGUGGAGGAGCCACCCCCAGAGGAGAAAAAGGCAAGUGACGCAGAGGAGAUCAGCAACUGCACUAUGCUGGAGCCGUAAAUGCCCUUAACUAUGAUCUCAUUAUUUUUUUUAUCUUUAUUUUUUUAUUUAUUUUUUUAUUUAUUUAUUUUUUGUCUUUUCUUCUUUGUUAUUUUAGGGUGUUUGGUUUGGUGAUACAGUUCCUCCUCUCAGUGUUAUGGUCUUUAUUCUCCCAGUGAUGUCUUGCUUAGUUUAGUUUGUUUCUUGAUGUCUUUAUGUUUUAUUCUUUCUCCUUUUUUUUUUUUUUCAUGUUGAUCCUGUGCAACUGCUAUUUAUCUUGCAUUCUUCCUUUUCCUGUUUCUAAUUCAGUGCCACAAUCUUUUUUCCUUAUUCUUUCCCAUAGUUGAUGCCUUGUUUUGUGUUUUGUCUUAUCUCAGCACCUUGGCUUGAUGGUGCUGCAGUGUUUCAUUGAAUUGACUCAGUCUGAUGGUGCGUAGCUGUUUCCUAAUGUCAUUCUGUGAGUUAUUCCCAGAUACUAGUAACGUUUUCCAUAUCAUUCGUAUUUCUGACUGGUUUGAUAUUCCUCUUACCUCUCCAGUUCAUUUGUAUAUCUGACUGGUUUGAUAUCCUCCAGGUUUAUCAUGUUCAUACAGUUUCCAGUGCUUAGUGACGAUGUACGAUGGUCGCCUGCCGGGCUGACGCGUGGUGUGUAUGUGUGUGUGGCACUGGAGUGUUGUGGUGACACGUGUGCAGUGCUGGUGUUCUGGUGUUUUGGAGAGGCCAGGCACCUUUAAGUAUCUUGCAUCAAUAUUAAAAAAAAAAUUAUUUUAGGAAUUGCAACCUGGAGCAUUAUGGAACUCUCCAGUGUUGCAGAGAACAUAGCUUUGUAUGAUGUGUCUUACAGUAGGUGUAUAUGGUGGAAGCAGCAUGAUAUGAUUUCACAAAGUGGAAUCCUAAAAACUCUUUCUUUUCAUCAUACGUGCCUGCCGGGGCUCAGACCAAAGGCUGAGUGAAGUGUGCUAACUGAGUCUGUUUUGUCGUAGUGGAGUGUGAGUGUGUGCCCCGUGGAGGACAGUCAGUGCAAGCCUUCAAGAGAGUAUUACCAAUAUGAGGCUCUUCCUGUGACAGUGUCUCAGUCACCCACAAAAGCUGCAGGUGGAGUUUUGCCUUGAGUUUGUACCAGAUUUAUCCGCAUGUGGUCUUAGCAAGUAAGGACAUUCUGUUGUGUUCACAUGAGCAAAAGUGAGACAUGAGCAAAACCACAAUUUUUCUGUACAUAAAUAUAUAACGUCUAGUGUCCAGAGGAACAAAUUUUGCCAUGGAUGGGACCAAAGACUGGGAGAAAGAGAUAGAGAGGGAGAAAGAGAGAGAGAGAGAGAGCAAGUGAUAGAUAGAAAAGGAGAGUGGGAAAGUUGAUGAGAAGAGAUAAUUUUAAUCUAUUAGUAAUUUUUAUACUGUGACAUAGGAGCAUUGGCCUGUGAGGUGCUGUAAUGUUAGUGUGACUUCCCCUGAAGGCGCACUGCUUUCAGGGGGAUGGGAUGGGGGUGAGUGAAGACAGCCGGGGCGGGUGAAGGUGAGGCACACGGCUGCUCUGCUAAGACUAGUGGACGGGAGACUCCUCUUCCAAUGACCUCGACAGACAUGACUCUUAGCGUAGACUGGAUCUCAACAUUGUAAUGCACCAAAGUCCCCGAAACAGACAUCUAGUGGCUGUGUUUCUCCGCAUCCCAAGAGAGAGAGGAUCCCCGAGUCUGUCGCUGCAGGUUGCUUUUACUCAAGUACCAUACAUGUGGUUUUUAUCAAUGUGUAAGAGUUUGUAUGUAUACUUGCAGGAACUUCACGUGCAUCCAAUUUUCUGUGUGCAUUGCUGAGUGGGCUUGUGCAAGAUUAGGCUUGUAUUUCUCGUUUAUGUUCUGCUAGCAGGAGUGUUCGGGCCAUGUCCUCAAAUGUUUUGGCGUCUCAUCAUGACAACUUGUAGCAGACUCAAGUGGAAGUUAUUGGAGAUUUUCAAGGGUGUUUCUAGAAAUAGUUAAAUAAGGAUUCUGCACUAUCAGCGGGAGAAAUACAUCAUGAGAAUGUGACUAAUCAUCUCAAUGGCCUUGGAAAACAAUCAUCAUGAGAGAACAGAGUGUUUCAGAACAUGUGCCCUUGUCUCAUUGGCUAAAUCAAUGCGUUGGUGAGGUGUCUCCACUCCCAGAGAGAACCUCGUAUGUUGCCGUGUGGCAGGAUUCACUAGUUAAUGAUUCACAGUAGCUUUAGUGUAUAAGUCGUAGCAGCAAAGAGGUUUAUUUCCUUUUUAUUCUUAGCAGUCAGUGGUGUCUGUGUUUCUCACCAUGGGAGCAAGUGAGUUUGUCAAGAGGUAGCCAGGAGUAUGUGAUGACCAAUUUUGAGGUUCUUUCAAGAGCAACAUUGCCACUUGCUGUUUCUCUGUGCCAUGUCCCGCUAGCUGUGAUGAUCCGUAGAGGAGAAAAAUGUUACGGGAUUCCUAUUAACUUGUCGUCCUUUUCAAACUGAUACGCGCACGCACGUUUCCUCCGCUGCACAUGAAGUUAGUCGGUUUGUCAGUAUAGCACACCCUGGGAUCAGUUUUCGGUUCCCAUUUGUCUCAUUCACUCCAUGCUUGUUUCCGUCGCUGCAAAUGAGAUUAGCUUAGCAGUUUGUCAGUACAACACAGCCAAUACUCAGUCUCGUCUCUCAUCACUGCUUGUUCUUCAGUAUUAUGAAGUGGCUUCCUUUUUCCCACCUGAAGAAGUAUUUGUAGGCUUUCACUGAGAUCAACCAUUGCAGUUAUUUUUGUGGUGGGCAAAGUUAGGGAAAGCUAGGUUAGGUUAUGCUAAACUUCAUCGAACUUAACCUGACUCAACAUAAGUUAUCCUGGCCAAGUUAGAUUGUGCUGUGUUAAAGUUAAUCUACCUUAACAUAACUUAAUCUGACUUACCCUUGCCCGUUCUAGAAAUGGUCAUGAAUGCUUAGCUUUGUGUGAUUUUUUGAAUUUGCUCAUGCAUUCAGUUUGUAGUGGAGAUGUAGAGAAAAACAAAGCAGUAGUGGAUGGACUGCAUAAGGGGACAAUAGAGAGAAAAGUGGAGUUUAUGAUUCUGUAUGUAGUCAGUUCAAGCUUUAGUUUUAUCCCAGAUUGUUGAGUCAAGUCAGCAGGAAGGACUCACGUUGUGGUGGUGGUGGUGGUGGUGCUGGCUGGGUUGCAGUCAGGCAGUGGAAGUGAAGGUUGCUAUAUUGUGCCAUUGUAAACUCCAUCCCACAAAGGUUAUUCCAGGGAAAUAUUGAGCCUAAAUUAUUUCUCCCCCAUAAAAAAAAAUUACGCUUAAGUCUAACCUAACCUAUCCUUGCUCAACCUAACCAAACCAACCUAAUCUAACCAAGCCUAACCCAACCCAGCCCAACCCAACCUAACCUAACCAGAUUUACCAUAGUGGGGGCAAUGUUUAAGGGACAUAUUUUCUUGGGGUGAAUUUGUGUCAUGUGGUAUUCGCACAAAAUUGAUGGUAAUGAUUAUGCUUUAUGUUUGAUUCUUAAUUGUUGCGUCUUGUGAUCAUCUUGUAUUUUGGUGCUCGGGUUUUUUUUUUCCCCCUCCUUUUUUGUGGGAAAUGAUUGAAAAGUUUGCUGUUUCCGUUUUUCUUCUUUUUACCAAAUGAAAAGUUUUUGGUUCCUCUCAAAUUUAUCUCUCAGGUUAUGAAUUUCACCCCUCUUAUUUUGUAGUACUUCACUUGUUGCUGAUUAAUUCCAUUUUCAAUUUUUUAUUGGCAUGUUUUUUUUGAAAUUUUUACCAUGUUUUUACCCUACCGCAGUUUUAUUAUUACUAUCACUAUUCUAACCUACCGUUUUAGUUGCUUAGAACAUUUUGUAGUGGUGCCGUAUGACAGGUGUUGCGGUGCCUUCCCUUUUUAAGCCAAGCAAGCAAUCUCAGUGCUUCCCUGGUGCCUGUCCCUCAGUUUACCAGUUUCCCCAUGUCUCCAAUAUUCCAAGGCAGGGCGUGACACAAUAAUCCUUACGUUACAGCUCAUUAAGGCUUCAUAUUUGUAUGAUGCACGUUAGUUACCUCAUUUUGACCACAAGUUACCAUAUCAUUCCUGUGCAUUCCUCCUUGUGCCUCAUUCUCUGCACAAUGUUGAUUUUUUUUUCUUUGAUUUUUUUUUUUUUUUUUUUUUUUUUUUUUUUUUUUUUUUUUUUUUGCUCAUCAUCUCGGUUCACUGCCGACUUUAUUGCCAAGAAAUGAAAUUAACUUGCCAUCAGGAAUUUUGCCAAAGUGAAGUGUGUAAUUUUUUAUUUAUUUAUUUAUUUUUUUAUUAACUUCUGUGCCGUAUAGUUUCACUUGUAUGAGUGAUUAUUCUUUUUUUUAUUUCCGUAUUGGGAUAGAGAAUAUUACUGCCAUUGUCAGAAUUUUGUUAUCCUGUGUAUUCUCACUGUAUUCAUCCAGAUUGCAGUAUUCCCUUUGUAUUCCUAACAUUCCUUCCACGUAUUCUCAUUCAUCCUUGCAUUGUGUAUAUAUUUCUCUGUAUCUUUCCUUGUAUUUGAAUUCUUCCUUGCAUUUCCUGGGAAGUUCUCUGUAUCAUUUCUUCAUUUCUUCAUAUUCUCAUUCAUCCUCAUCCUUGCUUUCCUCUGCACUCCCUCAUUGCUUUCUCAUUCUUCUUCCUUCCAUUUCUCGGGAAGUCUUUCAGUUACUGGCAGAAAAUGUGAGACUGCUUCAUUUUUCAGUUGUAUUCUUGCAUUUCACAUUUUUCUCUGUCCUCUCUCAUUGCAUUUUCACUUUUCUUCCUUGCAUUUCUCGAGAAAUUAGCAACCAGGAAGCGCGUGUAUUCCUAUCCAGUGCGUUAGAUCUUCUCUUGUAUUCUGCUGCUUCUUCCUCAUGUUUAAUUUUGUGGUCUUUCAUAUUCUUCUCCUGCUCUUUUCACUGGGUUAUCCUCCACUUCCAUCCUCCAUCUUGCACCCUUUUCCAGUAUGUUAAAUCUGAUCCUUAUUUCUUCGUGUCACCCUCAAUAUCAUACCUUCAUUCAAAUCUGCCGUCAUCUGAAUUUUUUCCCUUCAACUUGCUUCCUUGCCCCUUUAUCAGUGAGUUAUCAUCUUCCUCCAUCCUUUCUCUUGUACUCUAUUCUUGUAUGCUAAAUCUAAGUUUGUUGGAUGCUGCUGCUUUCUGUGGCCAGAUUUUGUAUUCUUUGUUACGUGCCAAAGCUCUGUACCUACUCACAUAUCUCCCUUCACCAAGCAGACCUUGAUGAAUCUCAGAAAUAUUCCAAAUCUUGGUUGUGUACCUGACUGGAGGCAUCUGGCAAAGAUGAUUACAGUGAUGUGUGUACGUGUAGGUGUGUGACUGUACGUGAUCAUGUGUGUGUGUGUUCAUGUAUCAUUUUUAUCAUCCUCCAUACUAGGUUAGCUCUUCCCACUUCUGUCAUUUUAUUAAGAUCAACAUGUGUCACAUCCCCGACAUCAGAAACGUUUCUUUUCGUAGCAUGCAUCGUAGAAUUAUCUACCCACCUAUGUACGUAUUGCCAGUUGCAUGAUACCUCCCAUAUAACAUACCAGAAACCCCCUUCCUUACUGUUAAUCUUAAUUUGCAGCCAGCCUGUGUUCUGAGGACUAGUGAAGCAGGUCUUUGAGUCUGUAGGUGUGCAGUCUGUGUUAGCAACAAGCUGUAUUAGUGGUCCUUCUCUAGUCAGUUAAGUGCAGGAGGCCUUGGCAGUGUGGCACGGCUCAACUCUCAAGGGACGGCCAAGCCACACGCCUCACCACAAAGUUGCCGGCACAAAGCUACUGGUGGUGUUCUCUUGAGAGACUGCUGGUGGCUGCGUCUGGUGGCUUCAGUGAUAGCUUUUAUUAUGCAAGUGUAGCGCCGUAUAUUUGAUUACCGCUAGUGAUGUAUAGUUAAGCAUUUGAUCGAUACCUUCCUUUAUAUUGCUGUGACUUCCUUUCCUCCUUCCUUCCUUCCUUCCUUCCAUCCUCCUCCAGUUACUGAAGUCAUGUUCGCAUAAGUACGUAUACAUUUAGUGACGUAAGGAGAAUUCUAUUGCAUCCCUUUGGGCAAUUAUUAUUAUUUUCAUCAGUUAUCAUUAUUAUUAGUAUUACUUUGGGUAUGAUCAUAAUAAAAUAAUAUGAAUGUAUGUAUGCAUGUAUGUAUGUAUGUAUGUAUAUGAAAAAAAAGAAGAGAACCAGAUUAAUUCAUAUUUUAUAAUGCUAUACUACUUAAUAAUAAUGGAAUUGCAUAUAUGUAGUGGUAAUUUCAGAAAUGUAUAAAGAUGUAAUGCUAGACAGAACUGAAGUGUAGUGUUGAGGUGCCAAGUGAGAGUAUGUGUAUUGCUGCUUCAUGCACAGGGGGGUGAGGUGUGUGGUGGUGGUGGUGGUGGUGAUAGUGGUAGUGGUGGUAUUGGGAGUGAGAGGCAGGGGUGUCAUCUCUCUUCAUCCCCUGUGCUAAUUGAAAAGAUGUGAAGGGAAUGAGGAAGAGGAGGAAUAGGUGUUAUCUUCUCUCUACAUCCCCUUAUGUUGUAAUAGGGAAUGUGGAAUGGAAAGAACAAUACAGAGGGAAGAUAAAUAACCCACCUCCUAUGUAUUAGCCCCAUAGAGAGUGUAUAUACGAGAUAGAGAUGAGAUAAAAAUUACCAGAAAAUCGACCACCAUCACCACCACUACUACAACCACCACAACCAGAACGUAAUGCAAGCAGCACCGUUGUGUCGAGAUGCAUACGUUAAUGCAACUCUUAAUUAACCACCGAUGACUUGUAUGUCUAUGUAUGCACGUUUUGUGUGUAUGUGUGUGUGUGCGCGUACAUGUGUGGUGUGUCUACAUGUGGUUUCUGGGAGGCGAGAGAGAGAGAGAGCCGCCAGCUUUAAGUGUGAAUAUGCUGUCACUCCUUAACCUUGGCUGCUUAGCAUCUCAUGAGGGAAGGUCUUGAUGUGGGUCCCUAUUCUGAAGCAUUUCUGUGCUGCAUCUCACUACGUUCAAAAAGCUCCAGUUGAAGCGACAUGGGUUUUCAAGGCUGUUUCUGUGGUUCUAGUGACAGAUUAACAAGAUUUCUACAUUAUUAAUAGUUGUGGUGAGAGAGCAAGGCAUUUCAGAAUACAGGUCUUGAUCUCAGCUUGGGUUUGCAGAGCCAUGUUCUCAAAUGUUUCCUUGUCUUAGCUACCUUCACCAGGCUCUAUUGGAGGUUACUGGUGUCCUCAAGGGUGUUUUUUAUGGCCCUAGUGACAGUAGGAGUUUAGUGAAGAUUACUGGUGUUUUCAAGAGUCCAUGAUUCCAGUGACAGCUUUAGAGGCACUAGUGGAAGUUACUGGUGUUUUCAAGUGCUUUAAUUUCAAGUGGCAAUAGAAGUAACUAGUGUUUUCAUGAUUCGAGUGAUAGUUUGACAAGCACUGCACACCAUCAGGAAGAUAAAAAUACCUGUUAGAACCCAACUAAUCACCUCUGUGGCCUUGAAGAGAUAGUCAUUAAGAGAAAAGAAGAAAGGCCUAAGAAUUGUUUAUAUCAUACAGACCAAGUACAUGUAGUUAAUAGUAAGCAUAGAGGUAUAAACAGAUAGAUAUAAACAAGACCAAAGGAAGGCUGAGAAGGCAGAAAACCAGUAUUAUAGACCAGAGCCAUGAAGUUAAUAGGUAAAGCGCACAAACAAGACUACGUAAGCUGAGAAAGUUAAGUUGUGGAUCCACUAAAACAUAUCUGAGCAUCAGGUUUGGCCAAGGCUGGGGAGUGGCGGCUGUGUCUUGCAUUGUGUAGUGUUGUGAGUGUUUCUAAUGAUCCAUGCAACCCCCUCCCAAAAAAAAAACAAGAAAGCAGUGUAUUAUUUUGUACUUGUGUGUGUGUGUGUGUGUGUGUGUGUGUGUGUGUGUGUGUGUGUGUGUGUGUGUGAUGCUUGAUUGAAGUUUAUUAUUAUUAUUUUUAUGUUAUUAUUACAGGUAGUAUUAUUUGAGAAGAGGUAAAGACAACUCUUGCUAUAUUAUCAUGCUCUUUCUUUUUUUUCUUUUGUAAUAAGUAUGUAUGUAACUCAGUAACCAGAUUCUUUAUUCAUCCAUACCAGAUCUUCCUUCGUUCUUCAGUGAAUAACCAUCGAAAGAAACAUCCCUCGGGAAUCACUAAACCAAACUUGUAAAUUCUUGCGUGAUGUUUCUUCACUUCUUUAUUCAUUUAAGAGAGAAAAAAAUUAUAAACUCCUCAAGUGCAUAAAACUGUGGAAAGCUGUAGACAUGAACAGACAUUUACCAUUACAGCUACCAUUCUAACCUGUUCAUGUGAAGGUGUGUGUCAGUAUACUACUUCAGUACAGUACCUUCACAAGCCUCACCCUUCUUUAGCUCAUUGGCUGAGGGAAUAAGACAUAACUGAUAUUCUUGUACAUAGCUCACAUAAAACCUAAGAAUAGAUGACCAGUAAGAUGUUUCUGCUUCAGCCAAUGAGCUACAGAGAAAGAGGGAGAGAGAGAGAGGGAGGGGGUAGUGUUUGUGAAGGGACAGGACAACACCUUGGGGAAGUUACUGUUGAAUCUUGUUGAACCAAAUACUUGAUAGUUUAAUAGAUGGUAAUAAUAUGUUUUUUUCCUUCUUCUUGUGCCAUUGAAUGCAUCUAAAGAGGGGCGCAUAUCAACAUACACCCAAAACUAAAUUGAUUAACUUUUUUGGGGGGGACUUUGCUUAACUAAGUGACAAGUUGAAAUGCUGUUUUUCUUGAUCCCAUUUUAUUCAUGCUUGAUCAGACUCGUUUACAUAUAAGAAAAAAAAAAUGAAAAUGCAGUCUUGUGAUGGUGUUUAGUUAAGACACUAUACACGCUGGCAUACUAAAAUAAUAAUAAGUAAAAUUAAAUACAGUCUUGUGAUGGGAUUUGGUUAAGACAAGAUUCUACAGCAACUUUCAGGUAUAGCAUUUCUAAUUGAUUCUCUGGUAAGCUUGGAUUUAUACAGUAGUGGAAGAGUGAGUGAGUGUCUUUCAGUCUAGCGUAGUGCUCCCUGUGCCAGCUUGUUUCCACUCUUCCUCCUUUUCUACUGUGUAAGGCGACUUGUCUCAAUUAAAUGUUAUAUGAUAAUG